AUGGCGCAGUCCUUCAGCCUCUUCCUACUGCAUAUAUUUGAGCUGCAUCCGAAGCCAUCUCUGUCCUACCGCAGGAUCGUUGCCGCAGAUCCCACAGUUGCAUCGUGGAGCAACUUGGAUGCAACUUUUGCUACCCGAGAGACAUCCCUGAGCUACGUGGUUACCCAGUCCGUGCGGAAUACUGGAGGAUUAAUAGAUUGA
Messenger RNA from Nannizzia gypsea CBS 118893, 201 nucleotides. RefSeq lists its product as hypothetical. The coding region runs from base 1 to 201 and encodes 66 amino acids. NCBI's taxonomy places the organism in Eukaryota, Fungi, Ascomycota, Eurotiomycetes, Onygenales, Arthrodermataceae. The transcript is spliced from 4 exons. The record is from RefSeq and is a predicted model, not a curated record.